AUGUCCCGCCGCAUCAUCUGGUCUCCUCCAGCGGCGCAGGUUAACUGCUCCGCUGUAGGCCUCCGCGCAGCGCGCUUUUUCACUGUGUGGUGCUUUUCCGGUGUCACUGCGUUCUUCGCUCUUGGCGCGGCACGGCGAAUGGAGGCGGUGCAAGAGGUGACGCUCUUUUGCACGGUGGCACCGCCCUCGCUGCUGACCGCCGCCGUCUUCUGGCUCGUCAUCUUCCCGUCGCUGCCACCCUACCUCCAGCGCCACGCGUUCCGGUUCGACGAGCUGACGAUGCACGCGCUCUCCGUGCCCCUCCUGAUCGCUGACUGCACGUUGCUGUCUCCGAAGCAAGCCGCCGCUCCCACCGCAAACCUCUGGCUCUGGCCUGUCCUCUUCGCCGCAUUCUACCUCCCCUUCCACUGGGCGUGGCUCGCUGCGGGCGGAACGCCCGUCUAUGAAUUUCUGCGCCCGUCACUGCCCUGGGCGGGCGCCAUCCACGCGGGGCGCUAA
Emiliania huxleyi CCMP1516 is the source of this 498-nucleotide messenger RNA. RefSeq lists its product as hypothetical. Lineage: Eukaryota; Haptophyta; Isochrysidales; Noelaerhabdaceae. The coding region runs from base 1 to 498 and encodes 165 amino acids. The record is from RefSeq and is a predicted model, not a curated record. The transcript has 3 exons.